CGAAGCUCAGAUGGAGGACGGAGCCCGGGGCAGCCAUGGCCAUCUUAGCUGGCCCCUGUGGUCUUGCGUUUGGAAACUGCAGCCUGCCUGGCUCAGAGAGGGGGGCCGGUGCACAGGGGCCGGGCAGGAGGUGGAGGGAGGAAGUGCCCAGGAGGGUGAUGACAUCACAGCCCAGCCCUUGAAAGAUGAGCUGUUCCUGCCACCGCUCCAGCUCACUCCCUCCUCAGAGGGGAGGGGACACCAGACAGCCCUGCUGAACUCUGCACCGGAGAGCGACCGAGGUGCCCCCACAGCGCCCUCCGGACAAGGUGCAGUCACUGCUAUCUCCGUGUCAGCUCCACAACUGUUUCUCCAGUCCUGACAGAGGUUUGAGCUAUAACAUCGCACCCCGACCACAGGUGAGGCCCCACUCACAGCCACUCCGCGUCCAAAUGUUGUCUGUCUGGAAGAGACCGACAUUCCUGUCUGUUUAUGAAGAGCUGGUGCCCACCACGGUCUCCUUUGGCGCCGAAAUGCUCAACAUCACCUCGGAAGUCCUUCAGCCUGCUCUCAACGGGACCCAUGUUGAGAGCAGUGGCUGUGUCUACUCCGAUUGGUGGGGCUGGCUCAACACCAUCCAGGCCCCCUUCCUCUGGGUCCUGUUCGUGCUGGCGGCGAUCGAGAACAUCUUUGUCCUCAGCGUCUUCUGCCUGCACAAGAACAGAUGCACCGUGGCAGAGAUCUACCUGGGCAACCUGGCUGUGGCCGACCUGAUCUUGGCCUGUGGGCUGCCCUUCUGGGCCAUUACCAUUGCCAACAACUUUGACUGGCUCUUUGGGGAGGCCCUCUGCCGCGUGGUGAACACCAUGGCCUACAUGAACCUGUACAGCAGCAUCUGCUUCCUGAUGCUGGUGAGCAUAGACCGGUACCUGGCCCUGGUGAAAACCAUGUCCAUGGGCCGGAUGCGUGGCGUGCGCUGGGCCAAACUCUACAGCCUGGUGAUCUGGGCGUGUGCGCUGCUCCUGAGUUCGCCCAUGCUGGCCUUCCGGACCAUGAAGGACUACAGAGACGAGGGCUACAACGUCACCGCCUGCGUCAUCAUCUACCCGUCGCGCACCUGGGAGGUGUUCACCAACAUGCUCUUGAACGUCGUGGGCUUCCUGCUGCCCCUGAGCGUCAUCACCUUCUGCACGGUGCAGAUCAUGCAGGUGCUUCGCAACAACGAGAUGCAGAAGUUCAAGGAGAUCCAGACGGAGAGGAAGGCCACGGUGCUGGUCCUGGCCGUGCUGCUGCUGUUCGUGGUCUGCUGGCUGCCCUUCCAGAUCAGCACCUUCCUGGACACGCUGCUGCGCCUGGGCGUCCUCUCCAGCUGCUGGGAGGAGCACGUGGUCGACGUCUUCACCCAGAUCGCCUCUUAUGUGGCCUACAGCAACAGCUGCCUCAACCCGCUGGUGUACGCCAUCGUGGGCAAGCACUUCCGCAAGAAGUCCCGGGAGGUGUACCAGCGCCUCUGCCGGACAGAGGGCUUCACGGCACAGCCCGUCAUGACCGAGAGCUCCAUGGGCACCAUGCGGACCUCCAUCUCGGUGGAUCGGCAGAUCCACAAACUGCCGGUGUGGGUGGGCAACAGCCAGUGAGCAGAGGUGACCGGGCCACUGUGGGUGUGUGUGAGGGUUUGUAGACAGUUGCUCCACAGGAUGUGACUAAUUGGGAACAGAGGUCACACCUCGUGUGACGGUGGGCAAUGGGUCGGCGUCUGUGGUAAACCCAGGAGCACGAUUCCUUCCCCGCCCGGGUUGCCCUGAGCACAGAUGUGUGGAUGGGGUGACCUCUCGAAGAGGCAAGGGCUCCGUCGGCAUGACAGCAUUAUUCUUAUUUGCUGCCACACCUGGGCCAGUCUGCUUCUUCCCAGGAGUGGACGGAACCUGAGAACAGGGACAGGAGUGCCCAAGCUUUCCUCCCACAUGGUGUCCCCUAACCCCCCGCCUGCCCCAGCAUGACAGCUCAGAACUCCAGGAGAACCACCCCCGGCUUUGGUGCGGUGCCGAGUGCGCGCACGGUGCCUGGCUGAGUUUUGCCUUGGGUCUCUUUAACCCGCUGGGCCAGGACUUUGGAGAAUGAUGUCUCAGGUGAAUGAAGGUGAACCUCUGAGAGUCCCUGGUAAGAACCAGGAGGUCAGGAUUCUGUCACUCCCACAGACAAGGGUAUCUAUGCCCAAGAAGGACCCAAUAAGCACUAAUCUAGCACCUGCUGUAUACACAGCAUUGAGCACUGAGGUCAAAGGCCAGAAAGAGAAAGCGCAGGCUCUGUCUUGGAGGAGCUUGCAAGCUGGAGUCGCCACAGCUGAGCACUCGUACCCAGGAAGUCUGUCCUGCAGCAUGGUGGAGCCAAUUCUGGGCACUAUGUAGGGCAGAGGGGUGAGGUGCCUGACGCCCCAGGUCCUCCGACAGCUAGCCGCACGCCACCUUGUCCCUGCCUCGGUUUUCUCCUCUGUCACGUGAGGCUGUAAGGCUUAAAGAAGGGGACUGGCAUGGUCGUACUUUGAAAAACCAGUGGUGCUGUGUAGAUGUGAGGUGUUACACAGAACGGGGUCCUGGGGGGUAGAAGCUGGAGGACCAGGAGGCCUGGGCAGCAAAAAGCCCACAAAUCCUGACCAAUUCAGCUUCAGAUUUUAAAGCAAGAAGGCUCCCAAAUAUUCCCUCCCCAUUCAAGCCCCCCCAACCCCAGCCCCCUCCAGCCCUCUGCCCAAUAAUCACGUGUACCUGUAGCUGGAAAAAGAAAACGGGGAAUAGGAAGGAGGGACCAUACAGUGUUAGAAGGGAGCUAAACCACGCACGCGUUGGAAGCAGAAGGGAAAAGGCGCUUUGCAAUGUGCGGCCCACACUCAUUGGUGGGCGUGCAUUGGUCUGAGGGUCUCCUGGGAGCAGGGCCGCCUCAGGGCCCUGGGCUCCCAAUGGUCCCUGAGACCACACGUGGUCUAAGGAGCGGUGGUCAUUCUGCAGGAGAGGAGCUGCCUGGGGGUGGUGCUGGCACCUCAGUGAAGAAUCCCUGCCCCGGGAGCGCCCCAGAGAGCUGCCGCGUGUACGGCAGACGCACGGCACAUGCA
This is a messenger RNA of Artibeus jamaicensis (Jamaican fruit-eating bat), 3085 nucleotides long. It is a transcript of the gene BDKRB2, whose product is annotated as bradykinin receptor B2. The transcript is spliced from 4 exons. Gene Ontology annotation, molecular function: bradykinin receptor activity. The coding region runs from base 432 to 1616 and encodes 394 amino acids. Gene Ontology annotation, biological process: neutrophil chemotaxis; smooth muscle contraction; vasoconstriction. The record is from RefSeq and is a predicted model, not a curated record. Gene Ontology annotation, cellular component: membrane. Lineage: Eukaryota; Metazoa; Chordata; Mammalia; Chiroptera; Phyllostomidae.